AUGCGCUACACGGUUCUACUUCUCCUCGCCACCCCCUCGGCGCUAGCUUUCCCAUGGCUCAAACCCGAAGGUCUUGAGGCUCUCUUGAACCAUCCAGAAGCACGCGCUGAAAUUAAACGUCAGCUGCAAAGCCGAAAUGCUACUUCAGUGAAGCCUCGCCAACUCGUAGACAUCCUCAAACCCAUUUUGGACCCUCUACUAGGAUUCAUCCCAACAUCCGACUCUGUAAAGGGAUUGAAGAGGUUUCCUGAGGCGGACUAUCCUUUCCAGCCUCCUGGCCCUACUGACCAGCGUGGUCCUUGUCCUGGUCUCAAUACACUGGCAAAUCAUGGAUAUAUCCCACGAAACGGCAUCGUGACAAUCGCCCAAAUCCAAGCCGGAACCCAAGCCCUCUUCAACAUGGCUCCAGACCUAAGUGCGCUCCUCGCCACCGGCGGAGCCCUCGAUGGCGGUGACAUUCUCUCCACCAAGAUGAGCAUCGGUGGACCGGACGCACGCGUAGGUGUCCUAAAUGGUGCCCUCAACUCCCUCCUUGGCACCCCCUCUGGCAUCGCAGGCCACGGCAAAUUCAACGAAGGCGACGCCUCCGCCACACGCCUCGACUUCUACCUUAGCGGCGACAACAUCUCCUUCCAACCCUCACUUUUCAAGCAACUCCACCAGCAAGCCCUCGCGCACGGCAACGGCACCUACAACACCGACGCCAUCAAAGAGCACUUUAAAGCCCGCUACGCCGCCUCCCGCGCCGCAAACGCUCAAUUCUACUUCAACCUCCCCUCGGCCGGCGUCGUAAUGGGCGCCUACUACUUCAUUCCCGGCUUCUUCUCAAACGGCACCCUCGCAAACGAAGCUUCCAUUACAAGUUUCUACGGCGCAAAGCCCAAGCCCGGCGGCAAGUGGAACGACCCAGAGCUGGAAUACACACGCGUGCCUGAGCGCAUCCCAGAGCAGGGCUGGUACCGCCGCGCGACACCCAUGACGGUCGUCGAGGCCGCCGCAGGCAUCCUGGAUGUCUAUCUGUACGCUAGACCGGCGAUCGGGGGCGCGGGCGCGGAUCAGUCGUGGGUUGUGGGACCCGUGGAUUUACCUAAUAACCCCCAGGCGCUAUCGUGCUUCCUGUACAAUGCAGUCUAUGCGAAUUUCCCGAGCGAACUGUUCAACUCGGUCGUGCUGGUGCAGAGUGUGGUUAAUUUCUUGACUGCCAUGUUGGUGCCUGGGUACAAGGCAUUGGGGUGUCCUAGGGAUUUCCCGGACAUGAGUGGGUUCAGCUCAGCGGGUUAUGAUGAGUGGGCAAAGGGGUACACGGGGGAGGCGAAGACGAAGGCUGUGGGGAGUGGGUGGUAUAGGAAAGGGUAAGAGAUGUUGUAAAUCUUGUUGGCUGGUGCAGUACGCAGAGUCAUUUC
Messenger RNA from Bipolaris maydis ATCC 48331, 1403 nucleotides. RefSeq lists its product as uncharacterized. Lineage: Eukaryota; Fungi; Ascomycota; Dothideomycetes; Pleosporales; Pleosporaceae. The record is from RefSeq and is a predicted model, not a curated record. Gene Ontology annotation, molecular function: peroxidase activity.